Messenger RNA from Puccinia graminis f. sp. tritici CRL 75-36-700-3, 2603 nucleotides. RefSeq lists its product as uncharacterized. NCBI's taxonomy places the organism in Eukaryota, Fungi, Basidiomycota, Pucciniomycetes, Pucciniales, Pucciniaceae. Gene Ontology annotation, molecular function: TBP-class protein binding; DNA binding; protein heterodimerization activity. The record is from RefSeq and is a predicted model, not a curated record. Gene Ontology annotation, biological process: RNA polymerase II preinitiation complex assembly; DNA-templated transcription initiation. Gene Ontology annotation, cellular component: SAGA complex; transcription factor TFIID complex; SLIK (SAGA-like) complex. The transcript is spliced from 4 exons. Bases 342 to 2603 code for a protein of 753 amino acids.
AGUUGACUGCCAACCAACCCAAACCAAAGAACAAAAGACACACUCAACAAAACGACAUCCAUCCAUCGGCAAUCGACAAUCGACAAUCGAGAACCGAGCAGCCUAUCGGAGCCUGCACUAUCGACUCAGACUCACAUCGCCCUCCAUCUCGCUUUCUAUCUUCGAUCUAUUCGCCGUUUAUCCCUCGUUGCAUUCGCUUAGCCGCCGCCAGCUGUCUCAAAUCUAUCGUCAGCCUGCCUCGAUCCGAGCGCGCUUAACACGGUCUCAAUCUUCUUCCAACCCAACCAAUCCGACCCACUACCCCACCUUGCCUCCAAACCAUCGAUCCUCCUUUCAAAACCAUGAACCCAUCCUUCCCAAUACAACGUCCUGGCGUCGUCAACAGUCCCGCAACUCCGCUCAUCGCCGACCCCCAUCUAUCAAACUCACCCCAGCCGCCAAACCAAUGGGCUACACUCAGCACCAAUCCUGAUCUACAGCGUACACUCUGUAAAGCAGCCGCAUCCGGUCAACUCAACUCAGAACAGAUGAACUCCUUCGGUGCUUACAUGAAAGGUAACCCCAAUGCCUUCAAGAUGUUUCAACUUGAAAUGCAAGCUAUCCAACAACAGCAGAUGGUACAACAACAACAACAACAACAACAGAAGCGACAACAACAACAGCAACAACAGCAACAGCAACAGCAACAACAACAACAACAACAGCAGCAGCAGCAGCAACAGCAACAACAUUCAUCACCACCACCUCAGCAUCCCGAACAAGAUAAAUCCUUCCAGCCGGCUCAUCAAAUUGCUAAUGGCAACACUGGCUACAUCUCCAAUAACCUCCCGGCAUCUCAAGCACCACUCCCGAUGGCUCAUUACCAACAACCCCUAGCCACCUCACCACAACCCCUCCAUCAAAGGCCUAUUCCUGCUGAGCUCAGUAUGCCCAUGUCUGAUGCCCAAACCAACCAAAUGUUGAUGCAGUACAAACAGGCUCAAGAAACUCUCAGAAACCUUAGCCUUCCCGUCGCUGAGCGCGAGGCAGCUACACAACGUUAUAUCGAGUCUCGUGACAUCCUCACCGCUCGGCUCAAUCACAAUCGUCGUGACAACAAUGGUAACAGUCCAAGUCCCCAAAACUCGCAGACAGCAGUUCCUCACACCGCCCACCCCCAACAUCCCAACGAAGCCCAGCGAGCACAAAUGUCAGCCGUCUAUCAGAGACAACAGCAGAUCAUCUCUGGUAUGCAGUAUGUCACUCAAGCUAACAAUGGUAACAUUGCCCGGCCCCUCAACAGCAAUCUCUCUGCUGCUACCUCAAGUCCUCGUCAAAACCUGAACCUUUCAGGACGGAAUAGUCCUGCUCCCAAUCCCCACAAUACUAAUCAAACCAUGGGUCAUCCGAUCUCUCGACCAGGAUCAUCUCACCAAUCGAUCGUCGGUGGUCCUGCGUCCUCGCCGCCGGCCAUGUCCAACGCCGCCAGUCCGCCGAACAGCUCUGUCAUCGAUCUCACCAAGAGGCGUAUAGCUUCCAGGCCAGCCCCUAAGAAAGUGAGUCAAUCCAUCGGAACACCCGGUUCCAACGCCGGCUCGCCUAUGAGUCAACCCAUCAAUCUGGCAACCUCACCCCAUCCUACACAUGCAUCCCUUGGCCCUACUUCGCUUGGUACUCCCCACUCAACCCCUCAACCCAAUGGUCUUCCAUCAAACCCAAACGGCUGCAACAACACAUCCCAGGCCUCACCUCCGGCUUUACAACCCAAUGGAUCUCCUGGUCGUCCCAAAGAAGCAUCUCUCUCACCUGUCCCUCCUACGAUAACCACUCCAGCAACUACUACCUCCAAGGUUUCUCCUGCAGCCCAGCCCAACCAGCCUGCUGCCCUGUCAAAACCUGCCCAUGCUGCCGUUCCCAGUCUUGCGUCUCAGCAGCACUCUGCAAUAGCUGCUCAACAACAACAACAGCAGCAGCAGCAACAGCAACAGCAACAACAGCAACAGCAAGCUGCACAAGUUGCAGCUUCAUCAGCUGCAGGUCCCACUCCCACAACUAAUACUCAUCCUGCUCCUCGCGAUCCGCCAAGCACUCAGCCCACGACACCAGCCCCAGUCCCCUUCCCUCCACCUAGACCAACUAUCACCGGUGGGCACGCAACUUCUUCCACAUUGGCAGGCUCGUUGAUGCAUCGACCGCCCACCAACGGAAUAAAUGAGGCCCUCGGUCAGGCUAGUGGAACCCAUGAAGCUACAAGAGGCCAAGAAGCUACUAGUGCUAACCGGAUCAUCUCCAAACGGAAAAUCCAAGAGCUUGUCGAAAGUAUUGAUCCUUCAGAAAGAUUAGAAACUGAAGUUGAAGAUUUGUUGUUAGAAUUGGCAGACGAGUUUAUUGAUUCCGUCACCCGCUUCUCCUGUCAAUUGGCCAAACACAGAAAAUCAGACCGCCUAGAAACAAAAGAUAUCCAGUUACAUCUUGAACGCUCAUGGAAUAUCAGAAUCCCAGGGUUUGCUAACGACGAGAUCCGUCAGAGUCAAUCCCGUCGUAUCAACGCUUUACCCAGCUACCAAUCGCGCGUAGCCAUCGUUCGCGAAGCUAUCCGUAAACGUCGGUCUACUAAUACCUGA